Molecule: messenger RNA, 858 nt
Organism: Motacilla alba alba
Lineage: Eukaryota; Metazoa; Chordata; Aves; Passeriformes; Motacillidae
Exons: 4
Coding region: 1-858 (285 amino acids)
Source: RefSeq, a predicted model, not a curated record
AUGGCGUGGGCGCGGGAAGGGGUGGGGUUGGGCGGACACCCCGGAGCCAGCUCCGCACGCCGCGGACGGGCCCCCAGCCCGUAUCCUGGCUCCCGCAGGCAGCCGGGCGGGAGGCGAGGCCCGAGGAGAUCCCAUCCUGUCCUGUCCUGCUUUGCAGAGGAGCGGCCCUGCAGCCCGCACAGCCCUGCGAGCAAAGGUCUUUGUGUGAGAAGGAGCCGGCUCCCCGCCGCUUCCCCCGCCCGGCUGCCUGUGACCCACCGCGUCCUGCGGGCCCAGAGCCGGCCGGGCAGGAAACAGCCCCAGCAUCUGCUCUCUGACCUCUUGAGCUCCACUGCCGGCGAACCCGAUGCCGCUGCCUUCCCCCUCUGGGAUUUCCUGCUCCUCCUGCCCGCACACACCACGAGCUCCCCGGCCCAGCGGCAGCAGGUGGGCACGCUUCCCCCGCAGCAGCUGAGCCCCGUGAUUUGGGGGCUGGAGGGUGGGGACAGGCUCUGCAAACCAACAGGUUGCACAAUAGUUUGCUUAAGGGCUUGUGACUUGGGCUCAGGUGCUCCAGGGCGGGAGCAGCCCUGGCCUGGCUGCCCUGGCCUGGGGGGGACGGCCCUGCACCCCGGGGGGGGCAGCUGCUCCGGGGACACCGCGGGGACCCUGCGGGAGGCUGGCCAGCCCCGUCACCCGGGUCCAGGCAGCGUCCCGGGGCAGCUGCUCACGGAGCGCGAGAUCCGCCGGCAGAAAUCAGCGCGGCCAGCUCCAUCCUUUGCCUUCCUCGAACCCUCCCCCUUUUUGCCUCCCUCUGCUUCCCCCCUUCCCCCAAAAGCUCUUUGUCUGCAGGCCCUGCGGAGGAAGCAGACCUUCUGA